AUGUAUUAUGUAAAAUUUCAAAGUAAAGUUGAAGAACUUGAAAAAGAGAAGAAAUGUGCUCUUAAUUUAUAUACAAAUCUUGAGAUAAAAUUUGAAGAGGAUAAAAAUGAAUUGAUUAUUAAUUUAAAAGCAGACAAUGAUCGUUUAAAAAUACAAGUUAUGGAACAAUCUCGUGAGGAAGGACUGACAUCUUUAAAGCUUAGCACUGAAAAUAAAAAAGUUCAGUCAGAAAAUGAACAAUUAAAGGAAAAAUUAAAAAAUUAUGAAUCUGAAUUGCAUGAAUAUUCAGUUAAACAUGAAGGUUUAAAAAAGUCAAUUGACGAAUUAAAUAAUCAAAUUACUUCAAUGAAUGAAUUGGCUAAAAUAAAAAUUCAAAGUAAAGUUGAAGAACAAGAAAAAGAGAAGAAAUGUGCUUUUAAUCAAGAAAAUGUUAAAUUAAAUGAAGAGACAUUCCCAGGACGAUUUUUAGGGCCUGGGGGCCGGACACAGAAAGAAUUGGAACUCUCAUGCCGGUGUAAGCUUUUCCUUGCUGGAAAAGGCGUCAAACAUUCUAAAAGUGAAGAAGAAAUGCAUGUUCUUAUAAGUCCCAUCUAUCACAUCAACACUUCAGAUUUAGGCAAAGCUCAAAAAGAAAUUAUGGAACUAUUUAAAUUAAAAAGAAUGGAUCCUGUUCGAGAAGCACAAUUGACUGAAUUAGCAAGAAUUAAACAAAAAUUGGAAGAAGAAAAAGUAGCUGAAUCGGAAAGAAUUGAACAAGAACGUAGAGAAGAAAUUAAAAAAUGUCAAGAAAAAAAAGAUAAAGAAGAAGUAGAAGAUGCUUUUACAUGUUUAGUCUGUAAACAAAGAUUUGGAAAGAAACACAGAAUUCCAGUGCUAUUUACCUGCUCACAUACUUUUUGUGCAAUUUGUGCUCCACGAAUGAAAGAAGAAAAUUUAUUUACAUGUCCGAAAUGUCGGAAGAUAUCUUUGGGAAAUAUUCUAGAUAAUAAAAAUUAUCAAUUAAUAGAGGCGAUGGAAGCAAUGAAAAUGUAUGAAGACGAUGAUCCACCAACACCUCCACCAACUUCGUAUUUGUGGUAG
Meloidogyne enterolobii is the source of this 1080-nucleotide messenger RNA. Lineage: Eukaryota; Metazoa; Nematoda; Chromadorea; Rhabditida; Meloidogynidae. The record is from the annotation of a GenBank genome assembly.